CCUCACGCCCGUCACGCUGUGCUUGAAAAUGGAGAAGGCGCAAAUUCCAAAGUCUCAAAUUCAAGUUCUCAUAGCGCGAAUCGAGUUUUCGAGCACAUCGCUUCUAUGGCGAUGGAAGUACCCGUGGUGAUCCAGGACAAUGAUCUGGGAUCAUCCCGGGAACAGUUGUUAAGCAUCCAGAUCCAAGAAAAGGCCACCGAGCACAACGCCCUAAGUGGCAAGAGACUCAAGCUCCAAUUAACGGACCCAUCGGACGCGUUCUUCUACUUCAUUUUGGUCUUGUCCGAGGAAGAUUUCCAGGGUUUGAAGCAGGCUCAAGAAUUGUUGGUGGAUUUUGCCGGAUUUCCAGCCAUGAUCAAUCAACUUCUUGCCAAAUGUCGGGCCAAGCAAUUCUCGUUGAUGUUACAAUUGGACGGUGAUAAACGCACUGGGGGGUUAAAGUUCCAGGAAAUUAGUCAAUAUCGAGCUCUUAGCCACUUGACGUUGAGGCUCAAUCGCGGGACCGAUGCCCAAAUCAAGGAUUAUCUGGCCGAUUGCAUUCGUCAAUUGCAAUCCGAAAGCUCCAACACCUCUCAAUCUCUGCAAAAUCAAGUCCACGGGUUAGAAGGCCAGGUUCAGACUCUGAAUGAGCGACUCAGAGUCAAAUCCGAGGAGUUUGAGCGCGUUAAACACGAGUUAUUGGAGAAGACUUCCCAUUCACAGGCUCAACUUUCCAGUCAAUUGGCGUUAGAGAAAGAGCGAGACACCCAAGCUGUCAGCGAUAUCCAAACGCGAUAUGAACAAGAUCGACGGAAGUUAGCCGAAGAACACGCCAAGAAUGCCCGGCACAUGGAGAACCGAAUUGCUGCUUUAGAGUACGAAAACAAAGAUCUGACGGAAAAGAAACACAAGAACGAAGCACUGAUUCAUCGUUUAAAUGAGCAAGUCCGAAAUAGUCUGGAGGAUAAUCAGAACCUCAAGCGUGAAUUAGAAACUAAGAAAUUUGAACAUAACAAGCUGGAUUCGGGCUUUCAUGACCGCGAACGAAUCCUGCACCAAUUGAGGACCAAAGUGUCGAUGCUGGAACAAGAACGGGAUAGACUUCAGAGUGAGAUCACGAAACAGAGUGGGGAUUUGAAUCGAAUCUCCGAGCAAAAGGUCCGAUGCGACCAAGAGUUGACCGAGAAACGGGAAAUUCCGCCCCCAACCUUCCAAGCAAUGUCCGACAAAAUCGGGCCACUUCUUUGCGCAACGCGGGAAUCCUGAAGAAAACUGGAACUGCCUCCCAUACUAAUCCUCCCGAUGAUGUGGUUCAUUUACCAUAGAUAUCUUGAAUAUAUAUUUUUUUCUUGCUAA
Molecule: messenger RNA, 1335 nt
Organism: Tigriopus californicus
Lineage: Eukaryota; Metazoa; Arthropoda; Copepoda; Harpacticoida; Harpacticidae
Product: spindle assembly abnormal protein 6 homolog
Biological process (GO): centriole replication
Cellular component (GO): centriole
Source: RefSeq, a predicted model, not a curated record